AUGAGUUCUUCAUUGUUACCAAUUACAAGUGAACCUCGUAAGCGUCUUAUCAUAAAAAUUUCGUAUCCUCAAAAGCGUGUUAACGAUGAUUCUUUCAACGAUGAUCACUCUCAAAAGAGGAGAAGGAUUAAUGAACAUUAUGGAAAGCCAAUUGUUUCAUGUUAUUGGCUUGAUUCAACCAUAAGUUUGUCUGAACAUAAGAAGAAUAACAACCUUGUUGCUCAUACAACCGACCAAAAGUCGUUUGGUGAAGAAAACUCAAAGGUUUCUUCCAAAGAUCACCCUUCUGGAACUGAAAAUUAUGGCUUAAAGAAGAAGAACGGUGGCAUUGCACAGUUGAUGAAGAAAGAGAAGAAGAAACCAAUGGAGGAUUACAAGAGAAUGCAAUGUUGGGUGAUUUUAAAAAGGAUGAUAGAAGGAAGAGAUGGUUGGGCUCUAAAACACCCUCUUGAUCCAAAGUAUUUGAAUUGUUUAGAGAAGAUUAAUGAUUCAAAAGUGAAGCCAAGUUGUUUGAAGGAUAUUGAGGCAAAGUUGAAAUCAUAUUCAACGCCGAAUGAAUUUGCUGAAGAUAUGAGGUAUGUGUUUUCUCAUGGAAUGCUUUACCCUCCAAGUGAUGAUGUUUACAAAAUUGCAAAGAGAUUUAGUGAUAUUUUUGAGAACAAGUGGAAAACUUUGAAGAUGGAAUGGGUAUUUGAGGAUAGAAGAAGACUCAACAAGAAUAUUCAUAAGAGGCUGAAGGUGCAAACCAAAAGAAAUAGAUAA
This is a messenger RNA of Trifolium pratense (red clover), 762 nucleotides long. Its product is annotated as transcription factor GTE11-like. The coding region runs from base 1 to 762 and encodes 253 amino acids. The transcript has a single exon. The record is from RefSeq and is a predicted model, not a curated record. NCBI's taxonomy places the organism in Eukaryota, Viridiplantae, Streptophyta, Magnoliopsida, Fabales, Fabaceae. Gene Ontology annotation, molecular function: protein binding.